This is a messenger RNA of Acaulospora colombiana, 1323 nucleotides long. The record is from the annotation of a GenBank genome assembly. Lineage: Eukaryota; Fungi; Glomeromycota; Glomeromycetes; Diversisporales; Acaulosporaceae.
AUGAUUCCUUCGGAAUCAACGAAAAUUGCGGAUAGCGGUAGUCCCGAACAGGUGCCUCCGUCGGGAUGCGAAUAUCUAUCGAGUCUAAUAAAAACGGGAAAGCACCCUUCAAUAGAUAGUGGCGUUGAUCCCUCUCAGUGUCCUUACCUCUCAAAGAAACCGAGUGACCACCACGACCACGUCGAGUAUCAUAGGCAGGCCUCGGAACUAUGCCCCUAUAUCCAGGAGCUUAGCAAACAAAAGAAAGAGAGAUCAAAUGUGGAGAAUAAUCUGACAAGACAAAUUUUUGCUCUUCUUUUUCCGGGAAGUCCACGCGUAAAUUCUUUGUUGGGCACUCUAUACAUUUCUUCCAUACCCAAUUUCAUUCUUUAUUUUGUGCCUCCCGACAUUGAGCCCUCCUCGCUAAACACUCUGGUUAGCUUUGCCGUGGGUGGUCUGCUGGGUGAUGUUUUCCUGCACCUUCUCCCGCACUCAUUCUUGGGCGAGAGUAAUGAUGAUGAGGUUCACUUCGUUCAGGUCGACGAGAAAAAGAAUGUGGUCAUCGGUUUGGCUAUCUUUUUUGGCUUGAUGACAUUCUUUGUAAUUGACAAGGUGAUGCGCAUAGCGAAUGGCGGUGAUGUUCAUUCGCAUUCGCACAAUCACGCAAAUGAAGAUCACCGCGAUCAUACCGAUCUUGGCACCAGCACGUCAACUCCGGAUUCUUCCGAUCCGUCGACACUUCGUCAAAGAAAAUCCGAGAAAAUCAAAGUUGUCGAAAAGGAACAGGGUGACACCAAACCUCCAUCACCCAGCAUCAAACUUUCAGCCUAUCUCAACCUUAUUGCAGAUGCCACGCACAACUUCACCGAUGGACUUGCCAUGGCCGCAUCAUUUUAUUCCUCGCCGAGCAUCGGCGCAACCACCACUGUGGCGGUAUUUUUCCACGAAAUUCCACAUGAAGUUGGCGAUUACGCAAUUCUGAUUCAAAGUGGUUUCACCAAGAGACGUGCCAUGCUUUCACAGUUUGUCACGGCCAUCGGAGCAUUCCUUGGCACAUUGACGGGAAUCGCGAUUGAGGAACUUGGUCACGGUGACAAUGGACUUCCGUCGUCAUCACAGGAUCACGAAGUUGGAAUUUGGGGAACCGGUGCUACUUUGGGCGACUUGGUAAUACCAUUCACGGCUGGUGGGUUCUUGUACAUAGCGACCGUGGGUGUGAUUCCGGAGUUGUUGGAGGUAACCGGCAAAUUUACAAAGAAUAUAAAGCAGGCGGGUUCGGAAUUUUUCGCGAUGCUCAUUGGUGUUGGUAUGAUGGCCGUGAUCGCUUGGAACGAAAGUGACUAG